Molecule: messenger RNA, 2658 nt
Organism: Neurospora tetraspora
Lineage: Eukaryota; Fungi; Ascomycota; Sordariomycetes; Sordariales; Sordariaceae
Exons: 2
Coding region: 132-2462 (776 amino acids)
Cellular component (GO): nucleus
Molecular function (GO): protein binding
Source: RefSeq, a predicted model, not a curated record
GUCGGAUAGUCUCUCGGAUGGUUGCGCAUGUGUAUAUCAUGUCCCGCUCUGGCCCUCCCCCCGAUGCUUCCACUCCUUUAGUUGUUUGCUGAUCUUACGUCCGUAAGGAAAGUCAAACAGAAACAGCCACCAUGCCUAGAACGAAAGAUGGAAAGAUCACAAAACCGACGGGCGAGUCUCAAGUCCGGAGGAGGGGACGGCCGGCGAUAGACUGGACGCCAUCACGAAAGAGGAGACUUCUCCGAUUGUAUCUAUGUACUCCUGAGUCCGGCCUGUCGUUGAAGGAGAUCCUUGACCUCCUUGCCGAGGGAUCGUUCCAACCAAAACCUCGACAUACACAAUGUCUCCUUAACGAGCUUCUAUCCAAGUCCUACCGCCAGAGGAGGCCCAAAAACCGAGCGUCGAUGGAAAGGCGACUGGCCUAUCUGAGGUCUAUGAGGGAUGGCCGUCCAGUUGCUGAUCCACCCAAGGGGGACGAGAUUGACUGUGGCAUUCUUCUGGCCAGGAAUCCGUCCAAAUGGCGGCAGCAGUCCCCUGGUACCAACUGUCCGACGAAGAGUUUGGGGCGAGAGAUGACCCGGCUCAGUAUAUCGCACCAUUUGGGGUUGGAACAGGCGAGUGCAAGCGAUCUGAGCCCGAUACCGCCAGGUUCUUCCACAGCAACAAGCUUCGACUCGCCGGAAGCCGAGAUGUCUGCCCCUGAGGUACCAGCUUCAACAGGGAGGAUCUUCAAGCACCACUCUAAGACCAUCAAGGAGAGGCGAUGCAGUCGGGUGGAAAGUUUGAGAGUGAAGCUUCCGGGACGCACUUCGUCAUUCUUGGCCGACGUUGUUAGUCUCUUGAGCGGACUGUCCAUAUGCUCGAGCAGUAACGCCUCUUCUUGUGCCUCUCCCCAUUGGAACCAGCGUUCCUUCUUAUCCAGGUCAAAUUCGUCAGCCACGCUAUACGAAGGACGAGGGAAGAAGAAGUCUACAAUGCCAGAGGGCAAGGCCAUGUCUCCUGAAGACCCGAUAGACUAUAGCGACAAGUAUGUGCAAAACGCCGACAGCCGGGCAAACCAAGAGCUUCUCAAACACUGUUGCAGCAAAAAGGCAUGGUGCAUCCACAAGCGCAUCAGUGCCGUGUGUUUUGGCAACCGGUCGGCCGAUACCUUUGUCUGCGCCGCCGAGGAGGUGAACGACCAGGACGGGCUGGGGAACACCGCACUUCAUGUUGCCGCCCGAUGGAUAGCUCCCGGGCCCGUCCUCUUCCGGAUCAUGACGAUAUCGACAACCAUAACCCUCAACACGCCUAACCACCUCAGCGAACUCUUCCUUCACGUGCUCAACCCUAGAUCACUUGACAUCAACGAGCUCGCUCACUUCACAAAAUAUCUCGUCGGCCGGAAGUUCAACUUUUGCCAACUGGACUCUUCCGGCAUGACAUUCAUCGAGCGCCUUCUUGCUCGCCCUGACUUCACUAUCGAGGCCCUCGAAGCCAUCUUCUCCUACCUCCCCGAAGCCACCCGUCUCUUUCUCCUCAGGCAUCCCUCCAGCCCCAGCCUCAACCCUCAUCAUACCCCUCAACCGCCUCUAAUCCAAGCUAUCCGGGCUCGUCUAAACGUUAUCGAAGGCAACAGCCUCAUCCCCGACCCCUCCCAACUCGAAGCCGCCUCAGCCUACUGCGACUACUUCCUCGCCCGCUACGGCACCGCCUACCGCACCGUCUGGAUCAAACCCCCCUCCCUCUUCUCCCACGUGCCCGUCGACCCUCAAGGGCGCAACAACCUGCACCAAAUCGUCGCCUCCCUCAACGUCGGGCGCAACGUGUGCCCGCCCACCGCCGAAAACCUCUGCUACUACACCCCCCCUUCUUCCACCCCUCCCCCGCCCCCAUCCCUCAGCGACACCAGCUUCCUCGACCUCGACCUCGACGUCGUCGAACCCACCGCCAUCAUGGCCGUCAACCCGCACCAAAGAUCCACCACCACAACCACCACAACCACCAGCCUCUCCUUCCCCCAAGUCCUCGCCCUCGCCCUAGCGGGCGACGUCCCGGAAGACCCCAACAACCGCGACCUCCCCCACUUCCGCACGCCCCUCAUGACCCUCCUCCGCGGUUUCGCCUGGGGCAACCACCACCCCCACCCCCACUAUCCCCAACGACCAUCCGACAUGCUAAGAGAAUACCUCCACCUCCUGCUCGCGCACGGCGCGCGGCCCGAGCUGGUCGACAUCGACGGCAACAACGCCUUGCAUCACGCUGCUGAAUUGGGACUGUUGAGUGCCGUGGUGGUGCUGUGCAAUCAUGAUCCGGACUUGCAGAGGACGAUGAAUCGGACGGGCCAGACGCCGUUGGAUUUGGCGAUUCAGAGGAUGAGCGUUAAGGGUUACAUGCCGAUGACGGAGGGGAUGAGGAGGGUGGGGAGGCAUGCGGAGGUUGUGCUGUUUUUGGAGACGGGGGUUGUGAUGGGGGAUGAGUGAGUGAGCGUCUGUCUCUAGGGAUUGGGUUGUACGAUGAUGGCUCUGUUUUUUUUUUCCUCUCUUUUUGUUUUGGCGUUUUUGUUUGACUGGGUUUGGUUUUCCGUGGAUAAUGUGUUUUGAUGUUGACGUGAUAGAUGCUAGAACUAGACCUUAUACCUUUGUCGUCCCUCGUUUAUAUGGACUUUUUAGUUAUAUA